UUCCCCUCCACUGGACUGUGGCUUUAAUGAAGAUACCAUAAAUAUGACUAUAACAAGUCUCUACUUCCUGUCGUUCAUCCUGGUCCUCAUCAUCAAUGGGGUAGCAGUCUGGGUCUGCAGGCACCUUCGCUCAACGCCCACCUUCAUGGUGUAUCUGAAGAACCUUCUGGCCGCUGACCUUCUCAUGACCCUGACCAUCCCUCUCAACGCAGCCAAUAUCCUGCCCAGUGCUCCUCUGGCUCUGAAGGCCUUUGCCUGUCGCUACUCUGAUGUUAUUUUCUACCUCUGUAUGUACAUGAGCAUCAUUCUAUUGGGCCUCAUCAGUCUGGAUCGCUUCUUCAAGAUCAUCAGGCCCUGUGGCAGGUUGUUGGGUCAGAACCUGGUCUUUGGCAAAGUGCUGUAUGCCUCCAUCUGGGUGGUGCUGUUGGCCACUGAUGUCAUUCCAACCAUGAUCCUGACCAAUCAGGAUCCCACCAACAAGACUAAUGAAUCCUGUAUGGAAAUGAAGAGCGAAGCAGGACACGCUUCAGGUUACCCAAACAACCAGGCUACCUUACGGAUCUCUAAAAAUAUCACCUUGUGGAUGUCAGCCAUGAACGUCUGUCUGGACCCUCUCAUCUACUUCUUCCUGUGUAAGUCCUUCAGAACCACACUGUUCAAGACGCUCCGUCUCCCACCUGGGACCUGCAGCUGGCUCACUGGGAGAGAGUCCGGCCCCAACACAGGGGAGGAUCAGACCACAGCACAGGAGACUCCCCUGGGAGACAAAUCUAUCUGUAUUUAG
Messenger RNA from Salvelinus sp. IW2-2015, 784 nucleotides. Lineage: Eukaryota; Metazoa; Chordata; Actinopteri; Salmoniformes; Salmonidae. The record is from RefSeq and is a predicted model, not a curated record.